AUGGUCCCACCUCCUGUGUUUUGUCUAAUCCUAGGACUGGGUGGCAUGACCAACGGCGGCAAGACCACGCUGACCAACAGUCUGCUCAGAGCCCUGCCCAACUGCUGCGUAAUCCACCAGGAUGACUUCUUCAAGCCCCAAGACCAAAUAGCAGUUGGGGAAGACGGCUUCAAACAGUGGGACGUGCUGGAGUCCCUGGACAUGGAGGCCAUGCUGGACACCGUGCAGGCCUGGCUGAGCAGCCCACUUGAAGGAAAGCUCACAGGUGCUGAUCGUGUCUCCCCGGCCCCUCCCAGGCCCCUGGUGGACUUGUACAGCCGCCGGUACUUCCUGACCAUCCCGUAUGAAGAGUGCAAGUGGAGGAGAAGUACCCGCAACUACACCGUCCCUGAUCCCCCCGGCCUCUUCGACGGCCACGUGUGGCCCAUGUACCAGAAGUACAGGCAGGAGAUGGAGGCCAACGGUGUGGAAGUGGUCUACCUAGACGGCACAAAGUCCCGAGAGGAGCUCUUCCGUGAGGUCCUGGAAGAUAUUCAGAACUCGCUGCUGAACCGCUCCCAGGAAUCAGCCCUCUCCUCGGCUCGCCCAGCCAGGCCACAGGGACCCGGACGCGGAUGCGGCCACAGAACGGCCAGGCCUGCGGCAUCCCAGCCGGACAUUGUGUGACUGUUUCCCUAAGCGGGAGGUCUGUACGUUGGAGAAUGGAGGCCCCACUCCCAGUUGGGUGUCCCAGAGCUCAGGGACUGAGCCCCAAGACGCUUCUGUAACCUCGCUGCAGCUUAAAUAUUAAACUGGGUCCUGUUUUUUUAA
Molecule: messenger RNA, 810 nt
Organism: Mandrillus leucophaeus (drill)
Lineage: Eukaryota; Metazoa; Chordata; Mammalia; Primates; Cercopithecidae
Gene: NMRK2
Product: nicotinamide riboside kinase 2
Exons: 8
Coding region: 1-666 (221 amino acids)
Cellular component (GO): cytoplasm
Source: RefSeq, a predicted model, not a curated record